Gekko japonicus is the source of this 3581-nucleotide messenger RNA. RefSeq names its product rap guanine nucleotide exchange factor 1. The record is from RefSeq and is a predicted model, not a curated record. The transcript has 11 exons. The annotation marks the transcript as partial. Gene Ontology annotation, biological process: positive regulation of GTPase activity; Ras protein signal transduction. Gene Ontology annotation, molecular function: guanyl-nucleotide exchange factor activity. Lineage: Eukaryota; Metazoa; Chordata; Lepidosauria; Squamata; Gekkonidae. Gene Ontology annotation, cellular component: plasma membrane.
AUUUGGUGCUGUACUGCGAAGCCUUCUUGACAACUUACCGAACCUUCAUCUCCCCCGAAGAACUCAUCAAGAAGCUGCAGUACAGAUACGAGAAGUUCUGCCACUGUCCGGACACGUUCAAGAAGCGGGUCAGCAAGAACACUUUCUUCGUCCUGGUCCGAGUGGUGGAUGAGCUGUGUUUGGUGGAGUUGACAGAGGAGAUCCUGAAGCUGCUGAUGGAUCUGGUCUUCCGUUUGGUCUGCAACGGGGAGCUCAGCCUUGCCCGGGUCUUACGCAACAACAUCCUCGACAAAGUCGAUCAGAAGAAAAUUCUGCUAUACACCAACUCAAUCAAGCCCCUCUCGGCCCGGGGGGUGGCAGCCAGACCCGGGACCCUCCAUGAUUUCCAUAGCCACGAGAUAGCGGAGCAGCUGACCCUCCUGGACGCAGAGCUCUUCUAUAAGAUAGAGAUCCCUGAAGUCUUGCUGUGGGCAAAGGAGCAGAACGAAGAAAAGAGCCCCAACCUGACCCAGUUCACGGAGCACUUUAAUAACAUGUCAUACUGGGUCCGUUCGAUCAUCAUGCUGCAGGAGAAAGCGCAAGACCGAGAGAGGCUGCUGCUGAAAUUUAUAAAGAUCAUGAAGCACUUACGGAAGCUCAACAACUUCAACUCCUACUUGGCCAUUCUCUCCGCUCUGGAUUCGGCACCCAUCCGCCGGCUCGAGUGGCAGAAACAAACAUCAGAGGGCCUGGCUGAGUACUGCACACUGAUCGACAGUUCUUCCUCCUUCCGGGCAUAUCGAGCGGCUCUCUCAGAGGUGGAACCUCCUUGCAUACCCUACUUAGGCCUCAUCCUGCAGGACUUGACCUUCGUCCACCUGGGGAACCCGGAUUACAUCGAAGGCAAAGUGAACUUUUCCAAGCGUUGGCAGCAGUUUAACAUCCUGGACAGCAUGAGGCGCUUCCAGCAGGCGCAUUACGAGAUCAAGCGGAACGACGACAUCAUCUCGUUCUUCAACGACUUCAGCGACCAUCUGGCCGAGGAGGCCCUGUGGGAACUCUCGCUCAAAAUCAAACCUCGUAACAUAACGAGGCGAAAGACAGACCGGGAGGAGAAGACCUAAGCGGGGGCGGGCGGAGGCCUUGGGCAUAAAGGAUCGCUGGGCGCAGGCGUAGGCAGCAGCUGUAAGACAUGGACCUGACUCUGUGCCACGCCCCCCCUCCCCUCCCAGGCCAGCCCCAGCAGUCGGGGAGUCUUGGCAGGGAGGCCGUGAUCGUUGGCGCGCGCCGUCCUCCCAGUCAGGCUGCGGGAGUGAGCCGCCAGGUCCUUCCGCUCUCCUCCCGGCGCUGCCCAGUGCUCGGUGCCGUAGAUCAGCUUUCAGCGCAGAGAGAGAGUGUCGUGGAAAGGGGGGGGGAAUCAGUACCGCCGUGUUCCUGCUUUGCCAGAUUUGAAGUUUGACUUGCGCUGCGUGUGCCGGAAAGAAGGAGAGCCUUUGCCUCCGUUUCCACGUGCGGAGGGAUGAGGAGAGAGGAGUCCCACCGAGAUACCUUGCAUCGCGCCCCCGUGAGCUGCUUGCACAAGCGUCCGUGCAGGAAAUGGAAGCGGUCGCUAUCAAGGACGUUUCCUCCGUGUGUCCCCAAGGAGCACCAUCUCAAACGGCAUUUCCACACCGAGAGCCCCGGGGAAAUGGGAGGCCAGGAGACAUUACGUCCCGUCGUCAUCCCCCACAGAGCAUGUGUGUGUUUACAGGGAUAUUUAAUCGAAUGCCCCCAACUGCCGGGACGGAGAAGGAAAGAGCCGAGCCGGAGUAGCCCUGUGCUCCCCCCCCCCCCGGAUCCACCGGGAUCUCCGGGUCACCACCACCAACAUUUCAGUCUCUGCUCUCGGCUCGGGAAUCCAGAAUUGCCAAGAUUUCUGUGCCCCUCCCCUCCCCUCCUCACUCUGUGGGUGGGGGACAUAUAUUUUAAUGAUGAUGGUACUAUCUGUAACAGUAAAUAUGUAGUAUAUCUGUCUUGUAAAUAGAAAUCUCUAGAUGCCAUUGUUUAAUUUUAUUUUGCUGCAUGUCUGAAUUGCCACUGGGUUUUUAAGAGGAAACUUAAAGGGGGGGGGGAGAAGGCAAAGCGAUGUGCAUAAAAACGGAAGGGAGCGCGUGACCAUCACUGUGUGAAAACUUCAGCCGCGGUGUCAGGGGGUGAGGGAGGCAGUCGGAAGUCAAGGCAGGGAGCAGAAGAGACAAAAACCACAGCUAGGAACUCUGGGCAGAGACGAAACGAGGGUGGAAAAUCCAAAGGCCUUCUACCCUGUUCUUUCUCUAAUUAGCCAGGGGCUCAAUCCACCAGACAGGACAAAAGAAAACCCCCUUCACGGAAUAUGUGAUUAGCCUGUGGGACUCAUUGCUACAAGGACAGCAGCGAUGGCCACAAGGGGAUUAGACAGAUCAGCGGGGGACACGGAGCAGUGUUCCUCUGAAUGCCAGUUUCGGGGGGGGCUACAGGAAGCACCUUUGCCCCCCCCCAAUCUCUGCUCGUGGGCCCUCCAGGGGUAUCUGUUUGGCUAUUGCGGGAAAGCAAGGACCAGGCCAGAUGUCUCCUUGAAAUGAGCUGGAAGCGCACAGGAGCCUGCUGGAGCCUCUUGCGCAGGGGGUCAAGUGUACCCCCUCCCCUGUUCAGCCAUCUCUCAGAACGAGCUUUCGAAGGCUCGGGGCCUGUCGUGGCAAGGAAGGGGGGCCUGCGUUGCCAAAUUCUGCACGAGGCAAGGCCUGCCGGUCAGCUCUGCCGCCGCGUCUCAGCACUGUUGCCGGUGGGUCUUGGAAAUCUUCCUGUUUGCCAAACAAGCCCUCUAAAGCGUAAGGGUGGGAGGAGGCGGCUUCUUCCCGUUGCGCUCAGGACUUGAGCCGCAGCAGGUGUGGAAGUGGGGGCAGAGAUUCAGCCCGCGCCCCCCCAUAAUUCUCUGGCCAAAGGAGCCCGGCCGCUCCCCCCAGGAAGCUGCUUAGCAGAGGGAUCCGGUGGUCCCUCCUGGCCCCAAGGAAUGAACUGGAUGACCGUUCCUGCCUCCAGACCACCUUUGCAAGAAGCCGGGUGUGGCGCUUUUCCCCGUCCAACACACCCUUCCCCCCCCCCCUUUAAUGCCAGCAGCCGUUGAAAGAGAACGGUCCAAAGAGAGACAGAGAGCUGGGUUGGUGCUUUAGCUACUUUAUCCAGGAGGUGGGAGUGAUUCUUUCCCCCCCCCCGCUUUGUACCCUGCAAACCAUAAGCAAUUGAGGCCAUCACUCCCACCCCCCUCCCCACCCCCCUCCUGGCUCUUUCUAGUAAAAAUAAAGAGGAAAUACACAAAACGUGAGCUGCAGGCUUCGUGCCGAGCCUGGCUGGGCACUGCAUUUCUCGUUCAAAGCAGCAAGCGAGAAGGGCGUUCCGUGAGCUGGCUUGGCCCUUCCUUUUCCCCUAGGCUGGUGUGCUUCCUCGGUUGCGCAUUCUUAGGGACUUCUUUUGCGCCUGCCAGUGACACGUGAGGUGGAGGUGUGGCUGCAAGUUCUAGGGGUGCCGGCCUCCAGGUGGGACCUGGGGACCCCCUGGAAUUACAGCUCAUCUCCAAACUACAGAGA